This is a messenger RNA of Malaya genurostris, 2957 nucleotides long. It is a transcript of the gene Orai, whose product is annotated as calcium release-activated calcium channel protein 1. Gene Ontology annotation, cellular component: membrane. The record is from RefSeq and is a predicted model, not a curated record. The transcript has 3 exons. Gene Ontology annotation, molecular function: store-operated calcium channel activity. Lineage: Eukaryota; Metazoa; Arthropoda; Insecta; Diptera; Culicidae. Gene Ontology annotation, biological process: store-operated calcium entry. The coding region runs from base 1574 to 2476 and encodes 300 amino acids.
CGAUGAAUCAAGUUCACUUUUUGACAGCUAUCAGUGGUUUGUUUACAUAUCUAUUAGGUUUUGCACGAACAUGACAUAACCUCACAAAAAUGAACAGAAUGAACUUUUUUUGACAGUCGACGUGUACUUGUUUACAGUUUAAAAUUUCAUCAGAACUUCAUCGUUCGAAUGUAAAAAUUGCAAGUCGCCUCACACUCAACAGAUUCAUACAUAAAUCGCUCCUUGAUGCUGGAAACACACACAGGGCAAUCUUUUUAGUUAUUUUCACUGUGGAAUACGUUUUUAACAGGCACUUUUUCGUCAUUUUUUCAAUUUUUAACUUGCAGUCGCAAAACAAAACAAGUACACGGCAACUGUCAAAGAUGAACUUGAUUCAUCGGCAGUUCAUUUGUGUCGUCAUCGUGCAAAACCUAAUUAACACGUAUUCAAAUUAGAAUGAACGCAAUAAACACAUAAACAAACCACUGAUAGCUGUCAAAGUUUAUUCAUUUUGUUCAUUUUUGUGAGGUUAUGUUAUGUUCGUGCAAAACCUAAUUAGUACCCGGGCAUCCGGUACUAUAUUGUGGAACUGAACUUCACCUUUUAUUUCGACAGACUUUGCUGCCAUUUCGUAAGAUUACAAUCUCUUGGUUGUACAUCAAUUUAAUUGGCUUUAAACAUUCUUCUAGGUUGGUGUUUUAUGAGACCAGUAUCCUAAAUCUCUUGAAUAUUCGACCAAAUGCGGUGUUGUCGCACCUUUUCAUUUCAAUUCUUUACCAUGAAAGCACCUCUGUCAUGUCGCUGUGCGUCACCUUUGUACGGGGAUGUCCAAUAUACCAAACUCUUUACUGCUAUUUUUAAAAUAAAUUGUACAUCGCCUGUAAAAUAAAAAGAUACGGGACCACCACUACCAGUCACUGUCAUCAUUCCAACAAUUUAUUAUGAGCGCGCAAAUAUUAAACAAACAGUUCUUCGCCGAGCAUCAUUUCUCAUUAAUAGCUGCUCGUUUUUCGAUUCAGUCUCUCUUGGCAUAGGUUUCCCCAAAGAAGAAAUCGUCGACCAACGGGUUUGGUUUUUUCUCUCGUUGCCCACAGUUCCACGGAUCACUCGAGCGGUUUUCACCGGAUUCGCUGAAAAUCCCCCCUCCCGAGCUCCAAACUAUGUAGCCAGAAAACAAUUAAUAUCGCACACAAUCCUCUGUCGGAUUCGAAUACCUGUGUAUAGAAUUAAAGCGAAAAGAAUAAGUGGAAGAUAAAUCAUUUCGACGGAUGGGUAAAUCUUAUCGCGGAACUUUUGUGAUAAAUGAGAUGAGUUUCUUUCACCAACGCUCGAAAAAAAAAUGUUCAGAAAAACUUAAACCUACGACAUCGGCUCAAUACUUUCUAGUGCAUCGUUCAUUGAGUGUUUAUCGCAAUUUCAAUGAAUGACCACGUUGGCCGGAUGGCCAACAGUCGCUAGUAUUUUUUUGUGAACGUUCAACUUUCAACACACCGCACCCGCGAGAGCGAUUCGCGCCACAGCGUCGUUGAGAGAGCCACCAACUUACUUACGAGGCGAUUGAGCGCCGGCGCAGUGUACGGUUUCUCACCAGACAAUGCAUUUACAUCCGAGCUGUUCACAAUCGAAUCUGUGCCUGAACUCACCGUACUACAAACAAUUCAACAAACCGCCUGGUUGUUCCGGGACUGGGACGUCUGCCAGUGCUGCUGCCCACAAGCAGUCAUUCGCUGGUGCAGCAGGCGGUGCGACGAACUUCAACGGCGUUACCUCGUCCGGGGCCAACGCAACCGGAAGCGGAAGUGGACCGAACUACCCCAACGAUACGACUAGACGAUCCGGUAUAAGCACCAUGUCCCAGUCUGGAGACGAAUUUAGUUCACCGAACUACCUGUCGUGGCGGAAGUUGCAACUUAGUAGGGCCAAACUGAAAGCAUCGAGCAAAACAUCAGCGCUGCUGUCCGGGUUUGCCAUGGUCGCCAUGGUUGAAGUUCAGCUCGACGAGAACACUACCGUCCCACCGAGCAUGCUGAUAACGUUCGCCGUCUGCACCACGCUGCUGGUGGCAGUCCACAUGUUGGCCCUCAUGAUCAGCACCUGCAUCCUACCGAACAUCGAAACCGUAUGCAAUCUGCAUAGUAUUUCCCUGGUCAACGAAUCGCCUCACGAGCGACUCCAUUGGUACAUCGAAACGGCUUGGGCCUUCUCGACGCUGCUCGGGCUGAUACUGUUUCUGCUGGAAAUUGCCAUCCUGUGCUGGGUGAAGUUUUACGACCUCAACACAACUGCGGCCUGGUCUGCGUGUAUCGUCCUCAUCCCAGUACUGAUAAUUUUCGUGGCAUUUGCCCUGCACUUCUAUCGGUCACUGGUUACCCACCGGUACGAAGUGACAGCGUCCGGCAUCCGAGAGCUGGAGAUGCUGAAAGAGCAGAUGGAACAGGACCAUCUGGAUCCACACCAUCAUCACGGGCCACCGUAUCAAUCGGUGCAAAUUGUUUGACCGGAUGUCGGCAUUCUUCACCGGAUGCGAUCGAAGCACGUGUGAAUCUGUGAUUGUGCUUUCUGCCUGAACUGUUACUGUUUCUCUGUUGGUUAGUUCCGCUGUCGCUAUUUUUUUUAGUUUUACACAGUAACAUUACAGAUCUGAAAGCUGCGAAAAGCAAAAAAGAAAAAUGAGAAUAUGUCCGUUUCCCUCCUUUGCGUUGAUCUUUCUUUUUACGUAAAAUGUUAAUAAGCGCUUAUUUGAAAUGAACGAAAGACAGCUCUAGCUAGUUUGUUAAAUACAACAUUUUUAUUUUUGUGAUUCACCGAAGCAAAACAAAGUGAUGCUAACGUUUUGAUACUUAUUUCUGUAAGAUGAGCCUAUGUAGCUCAUUUGGGUAUCUUGUUUUACCAGAACGAUCGUCAUAGCCAGUUGUAAAAUAUUUUUUUCUAAUUGCUCUUUUAGAGUUAAGUAUAAUAUUAUUCAAAGUUAACAACAA